This is a messenger RNA of Epinephelus fuscoguttatus (brown-marbled grouper), 2006 nucleotides long. Its product is annotated as membrane-spanning 4-domains subfamily A member 15-like. Gene Ontology annotation, cellular component: membrane. The transcript is spliced from 7 exons. NCBI's taxonomy places the organism in Eukaryota, Metazoa, Chordata, Actinopteri, Perciformes, Serranidae. The record is from RefSeq and is a predicted model, not a curated record. Bases 149 to 901 code for a protein of 250 amino acids.
CGGCCAUUUCACACAGCCGUGGCAGAGGAGCAGAGAGUGGAGAAAGACGUUGCAUGUGUGAAACAGUAGAUCCUGGGGAAUAGGAGACAAACCAGCACAAGUACUAGUGUGAAGUGUGAAGAUUCAAUAAUCCACAGGAGCAGGCAGGAUGUCUAUAACCAUGGCGAAGGCUGAUGGGGUCACUGUGUUCACUGUGACCUCGGACCCCCAGAGUGCCUGUCCUCCACUGUGCCAAAUCAUCAAAGGCCUCUGCUACAGCCCUGAGUGCUGCUCUGUGUCUCAGCACCUGAGGAAAGUUCAGAGAUCUUCUCAGUCAGUACUUGGGGCUCUGCACAUCAUGGUUGGGUUGUUCAACAUCGGCCUUGGAGUGAUCCUCUUUUGCAGCCUCGGUGGCGCCUCGUACCAAAUGUUUUCAACUGGGUUUCCUUUUUGGAUUGGAGCAUUGUGUAUGUUGUUUGGCAUCAUCGGCAUUGUGUCUGAGAAGCGCCCCAGUCCAUGUCUGGUCAUCUCCAAUGUGAUCCUGAAUCUGACAGGAGUUUCUUUUGCCAUUGCAUCCAUUGUACUCUACAGCAACAACAUAACAAAUAUCACUAUGUGGUGGUUGUGUGAAAACCGUGACUAUAACUAUUCACCUGAUGCACAGACUACAGAUCUUUCUCCUGUGGAAAGGCAGAUGAGGGCGGACUGCUUGGACGGCAAAGAGUCGGCUCUGAUGCUCAUGAGAAGCAUCAACGCUGUGCUGAUCGUCCUGUCAGCCCUGGAGCUCUGCCUCGUCAUCAGCUCUGCCGUCAUGGGCAUCAAGGCUCUGAGGAGCAGCGAGAAGGAAGAAGACGAGAUGAUCGCUGACCCAGAAAACUACAAACCACUGCUGGUUGAAGUCACCAGUACACCUGCAGCCUAAAUAAACAUCUCAGUUAGUAGGUACUAUGAUAUAUGUAAUCUCAGUGAUUUACACAUAUUCAGCUGGUACAGUCUCUGUCCAACUUUGGGGUCAUUUUCUACAAGGGUUGCUAAAAAUAAUUGCACUUGUAGCCUAUAUUAGAAUAUUUUUAUAAUAAUCUGCAUUUGUUUAUGCUGCUGUCAGUUUCACUCUGUUGAUGUUUGUUUUCAACUGUUCCCAUUGAUUGUGAUUUAUUAUCAAAUAUUAUGCCUUAAUGUCAGUAUGUUUGUAGGUAAAAGGGAGGUUCAUGCAUGUGUGUGAGGACACACAAUGAUGGACUGAUGGGGUUUUUGUUUACUCUCCUCCUGAGACCCCAGCUUGUGUUUGGUAUGCACUUUAGAUGUCUUUUGUAACUCUAUGGAUUAGGAGUCACUGUUCAAAACUGUUCAUUUCAAUACCUGAAGAUGGCUGUGCAAACAUUGCAAAUAAUGCAACAUUUCUAAAAGGCUUGUGAUUUGUUAAUUUUGUAGCUCUGUUUGAAUUUUCCUCGCCAAAUGUGUUGGAUAGGUACGGAAGCGUAUUGUAUUCACUUGUCAAAUAAAGAAAAAAAUCUGUUUUAUUGAAUAAUUCUUUCUGUUUUUUGAAGUAAUUUUUUUAUUUUUCUGUUUUUCGUGGUAAUUUUGUUUCUGUUUUUCAUCUGAAUUUUUUCUGUUUUACGUAGUAAUUUUUUUCAUGGUAAUUUUUUGUGGUAAUUUUUUUUCUGUUUUUCUAAGUAUUUUUAGUUUAGAGUUUAGAGAGCAAUAGAACAAACAGAUGCUUUCAUUCUUUUCUUGAGAGCUUGGUAUAAUGGAAACAAACAUGACCCGCUUCUUUAGUUAAAUCCAGUUUUACUUUGUUUUGGGUUUGAGACACUGGGAGAUACUCUUGUCUUUAAGUCAUAUAGAUGAUGUUAUCAUUUGUCGACUUUACACAGACCCUCCAAUAUUAACAUCAUUUCACCCAGACCAUGUAACUGUAAAAUGUUAAAACUUUGCUUUUGACUUUGAAAAAAUAAUGUACCACUAAAUCCAUGAUGGUAUGUUUUAAAUAUAUAAUGCAGGAGUGUAUUAGAACCAAUAAAAACUAU